This is a messenger RNA of Peronospora matthiolae, 1455 nucleotides long. NCBI's taxonomy places the organism in Eukaryota, Oomycota, Peronosporomycetes, Peronosporales, Peronosporaceae. The record is from the annotation of a GenBank genome assembly.
AUGGGCAUCAAUGCUGUUAGCGUCAUGCUAGAGGCUCUCAAUAGAGAUGCCCAACAUGCUACUAUCGCCAAGUUCAUUCAAAAUGAACUUGACGCUGAACGCGAGAAAGUAGCCUUGCUUCACCAACAAGGUUCUCAACAAGCAGAGUUGUUGAGAGAACAGGGUGCCCAACAGUUUGAACUGUUGAGACAGCAGCAGGCUGCUGCUGGUGGGUCGAUGCACUCGCGUCGACCGGAGACUUUGAAGAUUGACAUCUCCAAGUAUAGGGGGGUCGAAGAAGACUCCCUCUUGAGAUGGUUCGUCGAAUAUGACGACGCCAUAAGGGCGCGUCGCAUCAACGAUGGGAAUAUGCAAGUUGCAUUUGCCCAGUCAAAUCUGUCAGGACGUGCCAAGACUUGGGCUUUGGGGCUCAAGUUGCACGACCCAUAUGCGUUUGGGUCGUUGGAAGUCUUCAAGUCGCGGCUUAGACAAACGUUUAAACCGCCUAGAGCUGAGUUCAGAGCUCGAACUGAGCUCUCGAAGCUCAAACAGGGUAAGCGUGAUGUGCACGCUUACGCCCAACAUAUACGACAUCUCACGAGUUGUAUAAGUUCCAAUCCGGUGGAUGAACACACGUUGGUUUCGGUGUUCAUGCAGGGUCUUGCGGAUGGUCCCGUCAAGACUCACCUGUUCCGACUAGAACUAGAUUCACUAGAACAAGCCAUUUCCAUUGCGGAACAGGAAGACUUCAGUCUGAGACGGGCUCGCGCCAGCUCGACAUCAUAUCGUCAACCGAGACGAUAUGACAGCGGAGGUCCAGAGCCGAUGGAACUCUGUUAUUUAGAGAGCGAGAAGACUCGAUCUACAGACUACAAGAAGUUGCAGAAAUGCAACAGAUGUCAAAAGACAGGACACUACGCUUACGAGUGUAGUGCCCCUCGUCCAGUGUCUCGCAACACUGGGCGUAGUGACCGUCCACCCAUGAUAAAGGGGGCAGGGACGCGGGUCCGCUGUUGGUGCAAAGACGCAACAACGGGAUGGACCGUCAAAAAACGGACAGGAUCAGUAGGUGCGGAGCACCCUACUGGUCCAGCAACGUCAAGAGAAUUUGUAGGCCUCUUGAUGAAGGUUGCUCCCAACACACAAACGUUGUGCGUUGCUGCUCUAGGUAAUGAGAUCUCACUCAUUACCUUGAAACUCGAAGUGACGAAUAAGUUGUCCCUUCGAGCUCUAGUCGAUUGUGGAGCGUCCAACAAUUUUGUGCGACGCCAAUCGCUAGAAGAUGGUCACUUUAAGUUCAGUGAAUGUGACACACCUCCUACGAGGAUGACGGUACGUCUUGCGACAGGCGCAUCCGUAACCGUCAUGAAGCGUAUAGUGAAGAUCCACUAUACGCUAGAAGAUACCCAAUAUGACGAUGACUUUAUCGUAUUGGAUUUGGAUGACAAAUUUGAUGUCAUCCUUCGGAUACCGUAG